Molecule: messenger RNA, 191 nt
Organism: Acaulospora morrowiae
Lineage: Eukaryota; Fungi; Glomeromycota; Glomeromycetes; Diversisporales; Acaulosporaceae
Source: the annotation of a GenBank genome assembly
UGCUUACAAAAGAUAUCUUAGAGAUCGACAAAUAUCAUCAUCAUAAUCACAUAAUUUUAACUAGAGAUAUAACCUAUUAUCUUACUUUAUAUAUUAUAGAAACAGUAGAAGAUUAUCCCUUGAAUUCUCUCGACACUCUUUCCCACAAAGAUAAAAGCGAUGAGAAGAUGAGAAUGUUAAGAAGCAUUUAG